UAGCAAAGGCAAUUAGUAGAGGGUGUUCGUUCUUUCCACCCAAAUCUGGAUUAGGGUUUUCCUUCAGAAAGUCUCCCUUUGUCUCUCUUACCAACGAUUGUGGAGAUUUCUUUCCUGCGAAGCCAAGCCAAGCCAAGCCAUGUACGGAGCGAGAGGGGCAAUGUUGGGAAGCGGGGGGGUUUCGGACGGGUACGAGGUCGGCUCAAAGAGACAAAGAAUGAUGGAAUCAAAUCCCUACUUCGCAGUGAGCAGCAGUUCAAGUGGCUACCAUUCUUACGGCUAUGGCAGUGGAUUCCAAGCCUCUGCAUUUCCCGUGGUUCGUCUCAGAGGACUUCCCUUCAACUGCUCCGACAUGGACAUUUUCAAGUUCUUUGCCGGGCUUGACAUUGUAGAUGUGUUGCUGGUGAACAAGAAUGGCAGGUUCUCGGGAGAGGCAUUUGUUGUCUUUUCAACACCAAUGCAGGCCGAGUUUUCUCUACAGAGAGAUAGGCAGAACAUGGGUCGGAGAUACGUGGAAGUUUUCAAGUGCAAGAAGCAAGAUUAUUACAAUGCUGUAGCUGCCGAGGUGAAUUAUGAAGGAAUUUAUGAUAACGACUACCAUGGAAGCCCUCCUCCACCUGCUCGAGCUAAGAAGUCUAUCGACAAGGACCAAUUGGAUUACACUGAGAUAUUGAAAUUACGCGGUCUGCCCUUUUCUGUGACGAAAUCUGAUAUUGUCGAAUUCUUUGGAGAUUUCAAGCUAACAGAUGAUAAGGUACAUGUUGCGUGUCGCCCUGAUGGGAAAGCUACUGGAGAGGCAUACGUAGAGUUUGCCUCAGCUGAGGAGGCUAAGAAAGCAAUGUGCAAGGACAAGAUGACCAUUGGAUCACGGUAUGUGGAGCUAUUUCCUUCGACUCCAGAUGAAGCCAGACGUGCCAAGUCAAGAUCACGGAAGUGAUGAACCGCUUGGUCUGGUUAGUUUUUGGUGCUAGUGCCAGCUCUCGAUGUUCUUCAUUUAUGAUCUGUUGGAGAGAUUUCUAUUGUGAUACUAAUAUUUGUGUUUAUCUUUAGAAUGUUUUGCUUCCUUUUUAUAUAAAUUCCUAUUGUGUGCUUAAAAUUUGCCUAA
Messenger RNA from Camellia sinensis, 1105 nucleotides. RefSeq names its product RNA-binding (RRM/RBD/RNP motifs) family protein. Lineage: Eukaryota; Viridiplantae; Streptophyta; Magnoliopsida; Ericales; Theaceae. The record is from RefSeq and is a predicted model, not a curated record. Gene Ontology annotation, molecular function: RNA binding.